Molecule: messenger RNA, 4254 nt
Organism: Siniperca chuatsi (mandarin fish)
Lineage: Eukaryota; Metazoa; Chordata; Actinopteri; Centrarchiformes; Sinipercidae
Product: solute carrier organic anion transporter family member 1C1-like
Exons: 15
Coding region: 540-2687 (715 amino acids)
Biological process (GO): transmembrane transport; sodium-independent organic anion transport
Cellular component (GO): membrane
Molecular function (GO): protein binding
Source: RefSeq, a predicted model, not a curated record
AAGAGAGAGAGGCAAGGAGACGGGGGGGGAGAGACAGAAAUAAAGAGAGGAGACAGCGAGAGAAAGAGAGAGAAAGAGAGCUGCAGAUUAAGACGGUCGUUUUUCUGUGAAAACUCGUUGUAUUGUGUCUGCAGUCAGUCCAAGAAAAAGAGCCAGCGGGGUCACUUUCCGUGCGCAUCUAACGCACCAUAUCUCCAAGCAUCGUUGGUGAAGACAUGUUUCAGGAGAUACAAAUCCCUAUUUGAUUUGGCUUAGUCUGCCCGAGAGUUACCGUGAAGUCGGCUGGAAAUGAACUCUGAAGGUACAUGUCGGUCUCAUGAUAAGAGUCGGCGCUUCUCCUCCUUCCCCAUCCACAUGAGAAGUUUGACUGGAGCUGGUUGAAAGGAGGCUACCUGUGUUUCCGAUUGGCUGUUUAAUCUUUGUAGCUCCAACAACGGGACGACUGUCAUACAGGACGCUGAGGGUUGCAUGCAUCAGUGCCAAGAAAUUGCAUUACGUGGGAGACUUCUGUUAAGGAGACUCUGAGACAUUUCUAGAGGAUGGAGGUGGGAGCUGAGCAAGGACGCACACAGGUGAACGGACGCAGUGAGGCCACGGCCAGAGAACCACGCUCCUCUCCCUGCACCAGCCUGAAGAUGUUUCUGGUGGCUUUGUCCUUUGCCUAUUUUGCAAAGGCUCUGUCGGGGAGCUACAUGAAGAGCACAAUAACUCAGAUGGAGAGGCGCUUUGACAUCCCCAGUUACCUAAUAGGUGUCAUUGACGGGAGCUUCGAAAUAGGCAACCUGUUGGUGAUAGCUUUCGUCAGUUACUUUGGGGCCAAGCUCCAUCGGCCAAAGAUCAUUGCAGUGGGUUGUGUACUAAUGUCCAUUGGCACCUUCAUCAUCGCUCUGCCUCACUUCAUCAUUGGACGCUAUGAAUUUGAAACGUCGGUGCGGUGGGUAGUGAACUCAACACUUAACCCCUCACCUUGUCCAGUGGGCUCACCAUCAGACCUAACCAAAGAUGGUAAACUGCCUGAAGUACCAGCCACAGGUUGUGAAGGCGAGUCCAACCUGUCGAUGUGGAUCUAUGUGCUCCUGGGAAAUGUCUUGCGGGGGAUCGGUGAGACGCCUGUUCAGCCACUUGGGAUCUCUUAUAUAGAUGAUUUUGCUACUGAGGAGAACGCUGCUCUAUAUGUUGGCUGUGUGCAGACCAUUUCGGUGGUUGGCCCUGUGUUUGGCUACCUAUUGGGCUCCCUUUGUGCCAAAAUCUAUGUGGACAUUGGAUUUGUAAAAAUGGAAACUAUCACCAUCACUCCAGCAGAUGCCCGCUGGGUGGGGGCCUGGUGGCUGGGCUACCUCAUAGCUGGGGUCAUCACCCUGCUCUCUGCCAUCCCAUUCUGGUUUCUGCCCCGCUCCCUGCCCAUAUCCAGGCCCCGGGGCCCAGAAAAGUGCACACCAGAGCAGACAAGUUUCAUUAAAGACUCUCCUCUUCUGAAGCACAAGUAUCCUGCAGACGAUAAUACUAGUUUCAUAGAGAUGGCCAAAGACUUUAUUCCAACCCUGCGGACUCUGCUGGGACACCCUGUGUAUUUGAUCUACCUGUGCGUGACAAUCAUCCAGCUGAACUCUCUCAUUGGCAUGGUCACCUACAAGCCCAAGUACAUCGAGCAGCACUUCAGACAGUCUGCCUCAAAGGCCAACUUUCUGAUGGGUGUGAUCAAUAUCCCAGCUGUGGCACUGGGGAUGUUUUCUGGAGGUCUACUGAUGAAGAGGCUGAAGCUGAACAUCAUGGGGGCAGCCAGGUUUGCCUUUGGCACAUCUCUGAUCGGUUACAUGCUGUCACUAUUUUUCUUCGCAAUGAGCUGCGAGAACGCCAAGGUAGCCGGGGUGACACUUUCGUACAACAGCAUGGAUAUGAUAUCUUAUGAUAAACACUCAGUGUUCACAGCCUGCAACUCCGACUGUUUUUGUUCAGCGAGUGACUGGGACCCAGUCUGUGGAGAGAACGGCAUCACAUACGUUUCUCCCUGUCUUGCUGGCUGCACCAGCUCUGCUGGCUCAGGAAAAAACACAUACGUGGUCAUGUGUGUGCGACUUUGCAUGUCUCUCCAGGUCUUCUCUAACUGUAGCUGUGUCGGUGUGGCUGGUAACUUUACGGCCAGUACAGGUCAGUGCCCUCACAAGGACGACUGUGACAGGAUGUUCCCGUACUUCCUGGCUCUCUCUGUCAUCACUUCCUUUAUCAUCUCCCUUGGGGGGACACCAGGCUACAUGUUUCUCAUCAGGUGCAUCAAACCACAGCUGAAAUCUUUGGCCUUGGGUUUCCAUGCUCUGGCAACACGUACCCUUGCAGGGAUCCCAGCACCCAUCUACUUUGGAGCAAUCAUCGAUACAACAUGUCUAAAAUGGGGUCAGAAGAGGUGUGGAGGCAUAGGAGCCUGUAGAAUCUACAACACCACUGCAUACAGGAUAGCAUACCUGGGUCUGACUCUGAGCCUGCGGACUAUCUCGUUCAUUAUUUGCAUCCCGGGCUUCAUUCUACUCAGCCGACAGCUGAAGGAGGAGGAAAGAAAUGCGAUCCACGGAGCUCUGGCCAACGGCGGUGCAGAGCUGGAGGAGCUCAGGAAGGAGGAGUUUGUGAUUUCUAAUUCUGACCAAUCACAACAAACGUCAGGCAACAGCACAGACAGGGAGACACGGCUGUGACAGAUCCAGAAGAAUUGAUGACCCCCCUCCCAUCUCCUUCACACACACCACAGAUGAACAAAUACAACCACACACAUACAUAUACACCCACAAUAUGUACAGAGUGAUACUGUACACAUACACACACCAUCACACACAAAUGAGAUUUGCAGGGAAUCAUAAAUUCUAUAUUUGUACUACUGGACCUGUGAAGGCUUUGUGAAUUUGACAGAAAUUUGAUAUAACUGAAAUAUUUCUUGAAUGUACAUGCUGUUAAUUUUCUUUUGUCCUUUUAUAAAGAAAAGUAUAACAAUAUUUUUCUGUUUUAAUAGUGGCACAAGAGAUUAGAUGGGAAAUGUGACUUGUACAGGCUACUGCAAAAACAGUAUCAUUCUGAAAACCAGCACUUAUAAAGGUGCCUCUUUUGAUUUUCCUCCAUAAUGAAUUUUUCCUUCCUGACACCACUGUUCAGAAGAACAGAAGAAGAGAAUUGGCCUUAUCAACCAGAGUAACGAAACUAAAUUUAAAUAAAAAGAUGAAGGAAAAUUAGGCCUUCAAAGAGACAGGAAGUGAGGAUGUUUUUUUCUUCAGAAUUUUAAAUAGAGAAGAUAAACAGUUUGAUAUGGAAAUAUAUAUUUGAACAUGUAUUUCAGUAACUUUUAGAGGGCUUGUCGGUUGUUGAUUUGACGCAUGUGCCUCAUUCACUCAACAGUUACCUCUAAAUCAUUUGUGUGUCAUCUGUCUUGCUGAUAGUAGAGAACAAUUUUGUCAUGUUUUGAACAGAUAUCUGAAUACUAUUUCAUUUUACUUUGACAUUUCAGACUGAAUUUAAGUCUUAACACUCAUUUAGACAAAAAAAGGCUUCAUUUCUGACUCACUCUAAAACAUUUGUCUUUUACUUUAAGCCUGACGUCAGGUCUGAUUGUAUUGCAGUUUGUGUUGUGUACUUUCUGAAUGUUAACUAGUUCCUUUGGUAUUCAUACUCACUAAAAUGGAAAUUGUAUUUUAGUGAGAUCUGCUUCCCUGUUUCAAUAUGGAUGACAUCCACAAGGAGGCAGUACUGUAUUCUUAUACUGUCAACCAGCACCAGCCCCAUUGAACUCGUAACUAAAUCUGGUAUUAUUCAGGAGAAAAAUGUUUUAUCAGGAAUACACAACACACUAGACUUUGUCAUGACACUGAUAAUUAGGAUCAGACUGAAUGCACCUCAGCAGGCUCUGGUGUUGGACAGCCAUUUUUGUUUGAAACAGAUGGCUGAGGUGAAUGCUUGCUCUUGUGUCUGUCUGGUGGUUGCCAUGUGUUGUGCCCUGGAAGAGGCAGAAUUUGUAUGGUUGCAACACCGAUAAAAGAUAUACUGUAUGUUUUCCCAGUCUUUAGGCAAACGACCCCACUGUGUGUGAAGUAUCACCACAGGAAAUGUGCAUUUAUGUUACUGAGGUGUAUAAGUUCCACGUCUACAGCCAUUGCUAUGUGAUAUGUUUCACUGGUGAGUCUGUUUUUAGGUUAUAUUGGGUUUUUGUAUGUAUAUGUGUGUGUGUGUGUGUGUGUGUGUGUGUGUGUGUGUGUGUGUGUGUGUGUGUGUGUGUGU